Lytechinus pictus (painted urchin) is the source of this 8668-nucleotide messenger RNA. RefSeq lists its product as uncharacterized. Gene Ontology annotation, biological process: activation of GTPase activity. The coding region runs from base 1 to 5859 and encodes 1952 amino acids. The record is from RefSeq and is a predicted model, not a curated record. Gene Ontology annotation, molecular function: protein binding; guanyl-nucleotide exchange factor activity. Lineage: Eukaryota; Metazoa; Echinodermata; Echinoidea; Temnopleuroida; Toxopneustidae. The transcript has 21 exons.
AUGAUUCCUUGUGAGCCAAAGAGUCAGGAAAAUACAACAUUUCCAGUCAUGGAGGAUUAUAACAUGACAUUUACGGCUUAUGCCUGGAUAUUCGAAGAAUUUUACAAGAUCCUCCCCUACAACCACAAGGCACAAUGCAUGGAAGAUAUCAUGUCAUCGACCGGAGCCAUUGACGCGAUGUCGGAGGAAAUCAUCAAGCCGGCCCAGCAGUAUGAGAGCGCAAAAUCACAGGCCCCCACGGUGGGGUCUGUCACCGGCAUUCCAGACAGGGCAAAGGUCACAGAGAGAGGAAGUGACAUCAUGACAGGACCCAGCGAGACUUCCUCUACGACUUCGGAGAUGACUGGUACUUCUGGGGAGAUUGGAGGCACUGGUGUCAUUGGUGGGAUAGCCAAUGAUAAACAUGGUAGGAAAAACCCUCUAUCGCCUUCACAGCAGCGCAAGAAUGCAGGCGGGAACACCACUGGUAGUGGGUCAGAGACGAAAACAAGGGUGGGACCACCACCAAAGCUGCCUCCAAAACCUCCUGGAUUGCUAGAGAAGGUCAAGGAAUUUGGAAAAGGACCUCCUGUGAAACAGAAACCAGCCGUGCUUCCAAAAGGAAAGGGUACCAAGGAUCAGUCCACGAGUAGUUCACAAGAACCUUUGAGUCAGGAUAGACUAGGAAUGACAACGCUGAAUAGUACAAACUCUUCCAACAGUGUGAAGGACACUGGUGUUUCCGGUGAUGCAUCAUAUGUUGGUAAACCUAGUGGCAGGAACUCUCCAAAACCAAGCACAGGAAUGAAGCCGCCACCACCUCUUCCUGCACUUCGUAGCCCUGUCGCAGUGACACGCUCGCUGGCAGGGCAAGUGAAUCAAACGAAACAACUCCAUGAUGGUAUUCAACGCACCUGCAGCUCACCACCCGCAUCUUCAAACAAAACCGCAAACGUGACUUCCUCUAUAGACUCUGAAACCAAACACAGUACUGAACAUCCACAACAACCCCCCAAGGUCAUGUCUAGGGUGCAUAACAUUCAGGACCACCUAACACACCCUCACACAGAAGCCCCAGUGAUAACCAAGAAACUCUCUGUCCUAGAUCACCACAUCAAAGUGCGGGAAAGAGCAGCUGUAUUCGAAAAAAUUGUUCAGGGCAUAUCGGAGGAGACAAGUAUCGUCUCUCUGGAUAUAGAUGCUGCAGGGGGUAGGAAACGUUCUGCAAGAAAGCCGGAUGGGCCGGGUUCUCCAACUCUAAGUGCUGCCAGCGGGUCUGGAAACUUGGUGGAGAAAGAAGGAGUGGACACAACCCAUAAAAGUUUAUUGAUCAAGACGGAAUCGUUACCAGUGACUGGGCCUUCUCUUCCCAUUCCUCGCCCAAGAAGUAAUAGAACAUUAAUCACAGACUCUAACAAAGGAAGUAUUCAUAGUAAAGCCAACCGUCCAGUCCCCCAACCAAGAAUAAGCCUUGUUCCUAAAGACAAUACUGAUCCCAAUGUUGCUGCAGAAGCAUCAAACACUGACUCAGCAAAUCCUGAUGAUAUUUAUGAUGAAGUAUGUGAAUUUGCCCGUAGUGAUAUCAUUGCGUCGUUGGCAAACAGGGAAAGCGAAGUUAGCACAUGUACGGUGAGAUCGUCUGGUCAGAAUGAAGCAACGGAAAACAUUUAUGAGGAUACUCUCCUGCCCGAUACCUACAUGGAGAGUAUCCCCCGUCUCCCCCCUGACCCCCCUUCCCCCAGUCCUACCCCUCUCCAGAACACCUGUCAGCGCCAAUUAUCCCCCCUUCUCCCUGAGAGAGGGCCCCCCAUGAGAAGUGCGGCAGCAAAGGAAAUGGUCGUGACUGAUGAGUCGGCAUCGCGUGAACGCGGAAGCAUCUACGAAGUCUGCCUUUCCGAGGAUGACCAGAGUGACGAUAGAACAGCAUUGGUAGCAGACACAACAACGACAGAGGACCAAGCAACGCACCAGGAAAUGCCCGCUCAAACACCAGGGGAUCAAAUUAUACCUUCCAAAGAUGAAGAGGCUGAAACCAGUCUGGGAACCCAGAAGAUAUCUCGACAGAGGAGAAUUAAGAAAAGUGCCUCACUCAGCUUCAAAAUGAGAAAAUUAUCAAUCUGUAAAUAUGUGGCUUCACUGCAGCAGAGGGUUGCCGUCAAGAUGCGCUCGGCGGAGGGUUCUGGCUUGAUGCAGAGGAGGAAUGGAGAUUUGAAGAGACAGGGGCGCUCCUUGCAAGACGUCAACCAAGUGAGAGAUGCAGAGAAAGUUCAGAAGGCAGAAGAGAAUGGAGUUAAUGAUGUCACGCAACCAGUUGCACCUGAAGAACUCUACAUGUCUCUUUGCGAUGACCAAGGAUCGGACGGCAAUGAGUAUGAAGAAGUGCCUACCAUGAUGUCAUCAGAGGAGGAGCCUGAGAAAGAGGAAACAGCCGUGGUCAUGGAGAUGUCUUCUACCGUAGAACAACUGAAGGUUGACAAGGAGGAAGUUACUGAAGCACAGGAGGAAACAAAGGCUGACUAUCUUUACAUGGAAUUGGAAGAAGAGAGGAGAGAUUCUAUUGAUGACAUCUCCGAUGGCAACAUCCGAGACCGCGCAAAGACGAGUCCAGAGAGUGUCCGAGCUGCCGGAAGACAAAAAAUGAAGAAGAAGCGAUACAGCGAAGGUGCAUUUGAGGACUUUGUCCCGUUGUUUUUCAAGAAGGAUGCUCCUGAAGAUGGGGAGAGUACAAAGGACCAAGUUCCGAGAAGUAAGUCCCAGGGUUCCAUCUCAGACACUACCAGACCUCUGUCUGUUUCGACAGCAGUGAUGGAAGACAUCCGCUUGAUCCGCGCAGAACUCGACCGAAGGAAUGCUCGAAGGCUGGAUGACGAGAAAGAGGAAGAGGAGAAGGCGGCGCAGUUGGAGUCCCUUGAUCCGGCUGAUGGUGAAGAUACUGAUUCAUAUCAGUAUGUGACUGAGGUAAACUUUGGCAACGAGAACAUGUCUUCAGACGAGAGUUCCGACUAUGAGCAAGUCACUGAUGAUAUGAAGCAUGUUCAAACCUCUGGUGCAUCCUAUGACCUUGAGGAACAUCGUAGGACCUUGUCACGAGAUGGAUCACAUGUGAGUGGUGGUAGCGCCACCAGUGAUUACCUGAUGCUUUUUGAAGAUUGGAAGGCUGUGGAAGAGAACGGGCUGAUUGCAAGACGCAACAAGGGUUCCAAUGAGAAGAAGGAGAGGAGGAAGGUCUUUGCAACGGAUUCGUCAUCUUCUGAUGCCAACAUGACCCAGAGCACAACUCAAGGAUCUUUGGAUAUACAAGAUCUUUCUGAUUCACAGAUGAAUGAUGAAAAUGGAGUCUAUAGAUCAUUUGAUGCCCCCGGUAGCCCAGAAACACACCCAAAUGGGCACAAGAUGCUGAAACAAGGAGGAAUAUCAUUACCCGGGUUAGAGGUGACCCCGCCCAAGAUAACACAUCCGGUAGAAGCCCCGCCUCCUCCACCUCUCAUGAAGAAACCAUUGGAAAAGCUGCCGGUUUCAUCAAGUGGAUUUUCAAGAAAACCUUCUAGAUUUGUCGGUAAAGAACCUUUGUUCCAGAUUUACCAGGCUGAUCUACGAGUCAGGGAUUCCAAGGUGAUCCUGAGGCCGCGAGCCGCCCGAAGGAGUAAGAAGCCUCCCCUACCGGCCAGACCAUACCUCGCAAACAGGAAUCAACCACCACCACUACCCCCUCACCACCCCCAGGGCAAUAAGCCAAGUCUUCCAGCUGCCCCACCCCCACCCCUCCCAGCCAGGAACAAUUCAAACCUGUCAACCGUCUCGAACAUAUCAAACAUCACCAACAAAUCUCUCGCAUCAACGAACUCAUCAAAUAUCUCGCAAAAUGCCUUCAGCACAGAAAUCCGCUCUUCCCUACAGAAAGAGCUCUUCACGAAACUCAACACGUCGUCGGAGAUGUCGAAGAUCGAGAACUUCACGCCAAUCAACAACAACAUCCGCUCAGGCGACAGUCAUAAGAUUAUGGAUAACAGUCGUGCCUUUAGCGGGAACAGUGUUUCGGAAAACGCUAACAAUGUCGCGGAGACGUCGCAGUUGGACGAAAUGGAGGAUCCGACGUAUAUGUCGGGCAACGAUGAGGAGUCGUCGUCGACGAUGUAUUCAUGCGAGGAUGAAAGUUUGAGUGAGAUGGAUAGGAAUAGAACACAUGGGAGCAGUAUGGAGACAAGAUCCUCACAGCAGUCAGGCGAGGGCGCCAGUGAUGAGGAUCCUAUUUAUCAAGGAGGAUUAGGGGAUCCUAUAUACCAACCAGGAAUGGAAGAUGGAAUAUAUCAGUCUGGUAUGGAGCAUCCGACCUAUGGUGGAGGAGAAGGCGAGGACGAUGAUGGUUAUGACGAAUUCGAUGAUGACUUUGACGAUGACGACUACUACACUCCACCGCCACGUGAUGGUCCAGUCCGAGAGGGUAGUGUCGUAUUGAGGUCAUACUGGUGUGAGCUGCCAGAGGUCGUCAGUAGCGGACUCUUACAGAACCUGACGCAAGAGGAGAAGAAAAUGCAAGAAGCAUUGUUUGAAAUCAUCACCUCAGAGGCCUCCUACCUGAAGAGUUUGAAUCUGGUAGUCAAUCAUUUCUGUGAAGCACCUGGCUUACUGCCAUCAAACGGUGUACUCAAGAGACCUGAGCACCACUCUCUCUUCUCAAACAUUAAGACUGUGAGAGAUAUCAGUGAAAGACUUCUCCUUGACCUCGAGCAGCACCAGCAAGAGAGCAUCCUCCUUAGCGAUGUAUGUCGCAUCCUUCUCAGUCAUCUCAAAGAUCAACGCUUUGAACAAGGCUUUGUCACUUACUGUGCAAAUAACCAGUACCAAGUCAGGAUGCUUGAUCAGUUCAGGAAUAAUGUAGCUGUAAUGAAUGAGAUCCGAGAGUUAGAAGCCAGUCCUGAAUGCUGCUGUUUAGAUCUUCUCUCAUUCCUCAUGCUACCAUUCCAGAGAAUAACAAGAUUACCAUUGCUGCUGGAGGCUGUAAUAUCAAGAGCACCAGAAGGAAGUGAUAUGAUGUCUCAUGCUGUAGAUGCAUUCACUGCUGUCAGAACGAUGGCAGAGAAGUGCAAUGAAGAAGCCAAACGCAUGGAGAUGAUCGAGGAAGUUACCAUUCUAGCCAGGAUGUUGGAUUUCAAAAAGGAUGUCAAGAAAAUGGACAUCUCUCAGAGUUCAACGAUCGUCAAACGAGGUAUGCUGGACAGCAUCAUCUAUCAGGCCAACAUUCUUGGAGGAAAGAAGAAACCUACAACCAAAAGAAUUUACUGCAUUGUAUUCACUGAUAAAGUACUACUCGCCAAAGAAAAGGUCAAAGGAGAGCAGAAGAGGUUUGACGUGAUUGACUGGUGUCCAAGGAACCUGGUCCAAUUGACAGUGGUGGACCAGCCCAACAUGUGUUCUAAGCUGAUUGAUGGAGUUCCUCCAGACUGUCAUUGUAUCUUCACACUCAAUCUACUGCAGAACAACCAGAGGAAGACCAAUGAGUUCAUCCUUAACGCAAAAUCAUUGAGUGAGCGUCAGAGAUGGAUGGAUGCAUUUUGCCCACCGACUGAGACAGAAGAUGGAGAAAGGAUCUAUGAGUCAUGGGAUUGUCCUCAAGUUAUUUGCAUGACCAAUUAUGAAGCCAAAGAUCGAGAUGAAUUGACGUUAGAACAGUCAGACAGAGUGGAUGUCUACAAGAAGAUUGAUGGUUGGUAUGAAGGACAGCUGGUUGGUAGACGAGAGCGGGGUUGGUUCCCGGCAUCGUGUGUACAGGAGGUGGUCAACGACCACGUGAGGGCACGUAUCCUCAAGAAACGACACAAGAUCCUUUCCAUGUGUGAAGAGCAGAUACGACUAGCAAUGGCCGGCCCCAAAGUCAAAUGAGAUAAGAUGUCACUCGAUGUGCUUAACAUUGUAAAAUAGGGCAGGAGAGGCGGUCUUGCACAAUUUCCUGGAACCUGUAACUUCCUUACUAAAAGUUAGAUCCACGGAUCAACAAAUAAAUUAUAGGGAAAAGAAAAAUAAUUUAGCAAGUCAACAAUAGUCAAAACUGACUAGUUUGCCUGUUUAAAACAACAACAACUUAUUCAGACUGAUCUCACUUCUUACCUUGUUGGUUUACUAGUCACUUCAAUUGAGAAUCUAUAUAUGAUUACACUUGAGUGAAAAUAAUUCAUUUGAUUCAAGUUCUAAAUGAAUGACAGGUAACUUUGCCUACAUGUAAGUCAAGUGUAUUGGGACAAUAAAUAUCUGUUCCACGUAGAGGAGCAAUUUGAUUUUGAAGAAGAGAUAUUGAACACAUGUUUAGCAUAAUCUGCUCUUAAAAAUUUGCUUCGACUUGGGCAAAUAUUUGACUUACGGAAGGAUUUCUCAUGAAAGUUUGCCUGUAGGUUUAUUAUUAUUGGAAGAAGUAUGGAAGUAGGCCAUGCACUGAAUAUAUGUGUAUAAGUGCAUGAAUAAACUCAGUUAACUGCUGGGUGUAACUUGAGAUGUGUAUUGUGAUGGUAUUACCAUCCAGGGGACUUAUGGCUUUAAGUCCUAGCUGAAAGGAACUACAUGUAGGUAAAGGAUGAUUUAUUUUUAACUAUUGUUCAUUGAUAUUCAUAUCACCAACAAUCUUGGCUGAUAGGUAUUAUACAUCUGUGAUAUAUUUCUAAGGGCUGGCUCCCUUAAAAAAUAUAUAUGCUUGUUGAAAAAUUGAAAAUUAUUCUUUUGAUAUCUUGACCAAUAUUCAUGUCUUUCAUUUCCUUUCUCAUUCAUCAUUUCUUUAUUUUCUUUCAAUUUUCAGCAAUAUAUUAUGAAAUUAAGCCGCAUAGCAAUGAUUAUAGGGAGAGUUCAUUUUCACCUCUUUUUCUCUCAAUCUCAUACAUGUAGCACCUUCUCUCUUCCUUUCAUUCCAAAAGUGAUCGUCUUGUACAGAUGUUAUUUUCAAGCAAAAACCUUUAACAAAAAACAGGUCAUAAUGAAAUUAUUGAUAGAGGCUUUAUAUAUUCAAAAUAUAACUUUAAUCAUAGUCACCAUCAUGUGUCAUAUUCUGGUGAAUUUAAAAUACAUGUAUGGAUAGGUGAAUUAAUGUUGCAAAAGACUUGGAUUAUACAUCAAUGCAGGAAUAACACUAUUGGGGUAACAGAUGACAAUAUGAAAUUCUGAAAAGCAAAUGGAAGUGUAUGAAGAAAGUUUGUUUUAUACUUGUUGCUAAAUGCUCUGUCUUUCCAUUUCAAUUUUUAAGCUUGAUUAUAUCUUUCAAUAUAUCAGUUUCAAUGAUGUGUAUGGUCUUUCUAUAUCAACAUUGUCUUCCAACCUCAAACAAGGGAUUACAACUCAAGGAUGAUUAUGUGUUUAUUCAACAAAUAUUGAAUGCACUCUAUUUUGAUAUGUGUAAACAAUUAAUAAUCAGUACAAUUUUUUAUGAAUAAAAGAGGUCUUUCUAUGUAUGCAUUGUAAUUUUAAUGCUGUGACACAAAAGUCUGUUUUAAUAUCAUGGGUUUGCCUGCAAACUUAGGCAAUACAAUUUUCCAAAAAUAGAAUUGCUGCAAAUACCUUGCUUAUUACUUAUAUGUCUCUUUGAUAGAACAUAUAUUUUUAUGUAAAUGCUAUCUCUACAAAUCAUGCAUGUAUGCAAAAUUAUGAGAUUUAUGCAAUAUUACAAACAGUCAGUUUCCAAUUUUGAAUAAUUUCCAUCAUCGAAAUAUUCAAAGAAGCAACAUCAUUAUCAAAAGUCAUAUCAAAUAUAUGGAUCAAAAGUUUUGAAGCAACAUACAUAAUUGAUGACAGGAUGUGAUUUUUAUUGGAGAUAUAUUUCAAUGGGAAAAAAUCAUGAGGAUUCAAAUAUAUCAUUAUUUUGUAAUUACAUGUAUAACUAAAUUUGUGGGAUAAUAUGAGAACAUUGUGAAUAGCAGAUUGUAUAUAUUUUGUCAUUUUAAUUUUGAUAGAGAAUAUAUUCAGAUGGCAUGUGUACAUGUAUGAACCUACAAAAUGUCACUGGGUGUGUAUAGGUUCUCUCCGUGAAACGUACAUAUACCCGUACCAAGGUGGACCAAAGCGUACCGCUGCUACUUUUCAUAUUUUAUUUUAUUUUUAAAGAUAAACAUCAUUUUAAUAUAAUUAUGUAAAUCAGUAUAUACAAAAUACAGUGUACAGUUUGAAUUUUUUAACAAAAGGGACUUAUCACACCCAAUGAAUAACUUUUUUGUCAUUUUCCAUGUCAUGUCUAUAUUUGUAAAUAACUUCAUAUUUCCAAACCCAUUUAUAUGUAUAUAAUUGGUAUAAACAAUAGGUUGUAUAUACACAUUCAUCAAAGUCAAAAUCUGUACAUCUACAAUGUAGUCUAGCGGAUAAAGGCCUUAAGUGUCAAAAUGCUCAAUGUCUAGCACUUAGGGCUUUUAUCCAUUUACAUGUUCUUCAUCUUUUGUGUCCUAUUGACCAGCUGUUGAGAGCUAGGGGGCGUUAUUAGAGACUAUGUACAUUGUAAUAUUGCCCUCAAAGCUCCAAACAGGUUAUAUUUUCUUUCGGGUGAGAUGGUGCAAUUCAUCGGCUGUAUAUUUUAUUUCUGUCCAAGGGACUUCAUUUUAGAAAUUAAUAUAUGGCAGUGAUGCCAGGAAAAAAAUUAUUGGAUUCAUUAUAAUGAAUGAAAUAUCUAUCUUUAUGAUAUACUGCUUUUAUUCAAUAAUAAAUCAUAUCUUUUCAUAAUGUA